Gopherus evgoodei (Goodes thornscrub tortoise) is the source of this 2205-nucleotide messenger RNA. Its product is annotated as nck-associated protein 1-like. NCBI's taxonomy places the organism in Eukaryota, Metazoa, Chordata, Testudines, Testudinidae. The annotation marks the transcript as partial. The record is from RefSeq and is a predicted model, not a curated record. Gene Ontology annotation, biological process: cortical actin cytoskeleton organization; cell projection assembly; neuron projection morphogenesis. The transcript has 14 exons. Gene Ontology annotation, cellular component: SCAR complex.
GCCGUCCCUGGCCUCUCUCCGCAGUAUCCCCACCUGAAGAGCUGCAGCCUGGGUCUAUGCAACAGCUUCCUGGAAGAGAUCGCCAAGCAGGCUGCCAGCUGCAUCAUGGGCACAUGUGCCAAGCAGCGCAAACUCAGUGAGCAGCUGCUGCCCAAACACUGUGCUUCCACCAUCAGGAAGGCCCAGAAGCAGCCCCCCAGGAAGGGGGAGCCGGAGCGGGACAAGCCAGGGGCUGAGAGCCAGAGGAAGGACCGGAUCGUGGUGACCAACAUGGACAAGCUGCACCAGGGGCUGGGCGAGCUCUCCCUGAGCAUCAACCACGUCCCCAGCUUCACCGUGUUCGAGCACAUGGUCACACCGUCCGAAUACCUCAGCAGCCACCUGGAGACGCAGCUCAACAGAUCCUUCGUGUGGAUGGCCAGCUACAACCAGGCUACGCAGGAGAUUGCGCAGUCCUCAGAGGUGCUGGCUGGCCUGCGCUCCUACCUCGCCUUCAUCCAGUCGCUGAGGCAGUUCACGUGCGUGGACUCCAGCCACAUCAUCCACAAUGUCCUGCUUCAGCAGACACAACCCCUGGACUCAAGCAGGGAGCAGACCCUCACCACCAUCUACACCAACUGGUGGGUGCCUGGGCUGGGGGCAGCCUGGCCUGGGCCACCGGACAGGAGAGAGCCCUGGCCAGGGAGAUCUCGGUUAGAUAGUGGGAAAAGCUUCCUGGAGUCGCUGGGCUCUGGAGCAGGCUCCGAGAGGGUUGUGGAAUCCCCAUCACUGGAGGUUUGUAGGAACUGGUUGGACAAAUCCCUGUCAGGGAUGGUCCAGAUGUCCAGCCUUUGUACCUGGAGGUACCUGUCCCCAGCCAUGCAGGCCUUCAUCAGUGUCCCCAGGGAGGGGGAGCAGAGUUUCAGUGCAGAGGAGUUUUCAGACAUCUCAGAGAUGCGGGCACUGGCCGAGCUGCUGGGUCCCUGCGGCAUGAAGUUUCUGAGCGACAACCUCAUGUGGCACGUCACCUUGCAGGUGGUGGAGCUGAAGAAGUUGGUGACUGAGAACAUGGACAUGCUGGUGCAGAUCCGCUCCAACUUCUCCAAACCAGAGCAGAUGGUAUCACUGCUGCCCAGGCUGACGUGGCAGGCUCUCUUCUCGCUGCAGGUCUGCUCCCACCGCUGCCCGUUCCUGACGGGCCCCAUUGAGUGCCUGAAGGACUUUGUCACCCCAGACAUGGACAUAAAGGUCACCUUGAGCAUCUUCGAGCUGGCCAGGGCUGCAGGGAUCCCAUGCGACAUUGACCCAGCCCUGGUGACUGCACUUUCCAACCUGAAGACAGACAGUUCGUCCCCUGAGGAGGAGUACAAGUCAGCCUGUCUGCUGCUGGUCUUCGUGGCUGUAUCUCUGCCGCUUCUCGCCUCCGACCCUUUCUCCGUGUACAGCAUCGAGAUGGAUGAUUACAGCAACAAUAUCCACUGCCUGGCCAAAGCCAUCAUCCACGUGUCUGCCGCGCUCUUGACCAUCCACAGCAAGAACAUCGAGACACACCUCAAGGAGACACACCACUCCGGGCUGGCGUCCGUGAGCCUCCUGCAGCUGGGACAAGAGACUGACAAGCUUCAGUCCAAGAACCGGGAAUCCAUCUCCCUGCUGAUGCGCCUGGUUGUGGAGGAGUCAUUCUUCCUGACGGUCGACAUGCUGGAGACCUGCUUCCCCUACGUCCUGCUCCGCAAUGCCUAUCGUGAGGUGCACAGGGCUUUCCUGCUGAGCAAACUCCCUGCCCAUUGACAGCUGCAGCCCGGGGUCCCAGCCUCCCUUCACCCACCCCUUCUCUGACGCAUUGCAAAUGAGUGCACCUUCCAGGUCCCGGAGUGGGCUCCCAUAUUGCCAUGGGCAUAUGGCCUAAGGGCUGUACAUAUUUGCAUACCUAUGUGUGAUGCUGGCAGAGCAGGUGCCAGCUCAUGCCAGAGCCUCAGGCCAAUUUCCUUGUGUAUCAGUGUAGAUCAGAGUGAUCGUUAAAUGUAUGAGAGUGUAACUGUUGUUCAAACUUCAUGGAAACCAGUGGGAUGUUUCUUGUAUUGUUUUCAAGUCUCUGUAUCCCAUUGUAGUGGAGUAGCAAACAUUUAUAUUGUGUAUUCCCCUGUAACUAAAUAACCCAGCAAAGGAGCCAUCAAACGAGAAAGAAGCCUUGUGCAAUGCUAAUAAAAAAACGUUAACAGAAAA